Molecule: messenger RNA, 3474 nt
Organism: Acytostelium subglobosum LB1
Lineage: Eukaryota; Evosea; Eumycetozoa; Acytosteliales; Acytosteliaceae
Exons: 12
Coding region: 1-3474 (1157 amino acids)
Biological process (GO): gamma-aminobutyric acid signaling pathway; G protein-coupled receptor signaling pathway
Cellular component (GO): G protein-coupled receptor heterodimeric complex; membrane
Molecular function (GO): G protein-coupled GABA receptor activity
Source: RefSeq, a predicted model, not a curated record
AUGAGUAGGGUCAACAUGUCGAUACGAGCAAUUGAUCCUGCACCGGGACAGACGACCAUCACCACAUCGAGCCGAUUCAUCGACCUGGCCAAGUCGAGCCUAAUCAUCGAUGGCAUCACGUUCAAGGACAGUCGGGGGCCGACCGAUGACCCGUACAUCCGACACCAGCUGUUCACUGGAGUAGUGCCACGUGCGAUUGGCUUCAUCCGAAUCACAGAUCAGUCCACAUUCAACGGGUCCCGUCUAUACUUUAGGAACAUCACCAACUACAUACUGAUGCAUAUAUCAACAUCCAGAGUAUCACUGUUCAAGAUGUCUGUUCAAGCUUGUGCUGGCAUCAAUUUAAUUGGAGUGUUUCGAUCCAAUGUCACGAUGGACAAGUGCAACAUCAAUACAAACAAUAUGGAGGGAUACAUUGCCUAUAACUUCAUCUCCUCAUUAACAAUGUCAAGAGUAUCAAUCAACAGCAACAUCGUACUUUGUGGAUUCUUUAUGAAACGUGGCAGAAUCACAACCAGUAUGAGUAGAUUCGAUAAUAACUACUCAAACAUUGGAUUGUUCACAGGUGACAAUGUAUACUUCUGGUUCGCCAACUGCAUAUUCUACGACAACUUUGCCACGGACACUCCAGGUGUUAUCUAUGGAUCACUGAUAUCUAAGAUCAGGUUCUAUGUAUGCAUAUUCAAAGACAAUGCGAGCAAGGGUACAGCGGUACUGGCAUCGGCAUCACGAUCAGGAUCAAUGUGGUACUGUGUAUUCAAUGAUACAAAGAACAAUCCAACAACAUUGUCCAUCUCAUUGUUUGGAAGAUCACGAUUUGAAUUCAUUGAGGUCUACUUCAAGAACCAAUACGGCACACUCCUAUCAACUGAUUCCAACUCCAUUAUAGUGAUGGCCAAAUGUGUAUUUGAUUCCACACAUGGCGAGAUCAUCAAGUCAUUUGGAAACAGCUUCAUAUUCUUUAUCAAUAAUGAGGUUGUUUCAGCACAGUCACCAAGUGCUUUGAUCAGUCUAUCCCAUCGAUCACAUGCUAUUAUGACUUAUAAUCUAUUCCACCAGUGUUUCGGCUCGACCAUCAUAUCAACAUCAUUCUCAUCAAACAUAUCAAUCACACUUGGAUACUUCAAGACCAACCUUAUGACUACCAGUGUCCUAGAAGGCAACAACUACUACAACUACUACAUCCAUAAGUCCAUCUUCUAUAACAACACUGGUAUAUAUCAAGGUGCCGUGUUCUCACAAGAUAGCACUGGACGUUUGAUAUUGGACAAUUCGAGGAUAUUGAACAACACUGGCCCGACAGGUCCAUUCGUUUAUACAUCAAGAACAGUCAAUCGAAAGUAUUGUAAUACUUUUUUGGGUGAUCUGACCAUCGCCAACAACGUAGCGUUACAGUCUGGCGCCGUCAACUACCACGCCACCAACGAUAUAUGUCCCUUUCGUUGUGACUUUUGCGCCAUCAUUGGAAACCAAUCACCCUACGCCAAGGACUUUUCCAGCGAGUAUCACAACUUCUCCGUGGACAUGCCCAACGUCAUCGAUACGCCUGGCUUCAUCAAAGCCACCAUCUUUGCCUACGACCGCUACAACAACCUUUACAAGGGCACCAACGACGUCAUCUUCUCGCUGACCUCUGACUGCCCCAACCUCAACAUCACGAGUGGAGUGACCAGCGUCGGCCUCACACCAUCGGGUCGCGCCGACAUGUACAACAUCGAGUUGUCGGGCAUCCCCAACACGACGUGCCAUCUCAAGUUCUGGUCGGACCCCAAUGGCACGGGCGGCUACGUCUACAAGGCCAUCUGGUUCAGGAACUGCGCAGUCGGCAAGACACCAUUCUACGCCGAGGGUAGGAUGUACUGCGUGACCAGGGAGAAGGUGGCCAAGGUAGCCAUCAUCAUUGUAGCAGUAAUCUCUGGCGUACUGCUACUACUACUGCUCGCAUCACUUGUUCUCACGAUAUUAUAUCGCAAGAAUGCAUUGAUCGUCAACUCCAACCCGGUAUUCUUGCUCGUAGUGUUGUUUGGAUGCUUUGUCCUGGUUGUGGCGUGUCCGCUAGCCUACAUGGAAGCGAACGUUGGAUGUGCCAUCACACGAGAGGUACUCAUACCGCUUGGCAACUUCUUCAUUAUCAUCCCAAUCGUUAUCAAGCAGUAUAGGAUAUGGCGCAUCAGGAAGCAACUCAACUUCCAAAAGAAGUCACUGAUCUCAACCAAGUACUUACUCAUCAGGUUAGGAAUAUUGAUGAUCGUUCCAGUUGCCAUUAUUGUUGCAGAGUUGGCAGUUCAAAAGGCCAGGGUCCAUGAACAUAUUGACCUAGACAACUUCAAAGUAUUCAAGAGUUGCAACAACACUGAUAUAUACUUUUACAUUGGCUUCCAUAUUGGUUAUCUCGCCGUACUAUACAUUGUGUCCAGUCUCAUCAUAUUCCUCAACAGGGACUUCCUGUCCACGCCUGGAACAUUCAAUGAACCCAAGUUCCUUGGCAUCCUUAUAUAUAACAACUUCCUAGUACUUGUUGUAUUCACGUCAUUGCGAUUUUCAUUCCUCUAUGCUCCAACCAGUACAUUCUUGGUGAUCACAAUCACAACUCAGAUCAUAGUACUCAGUACCAUCUUCCUACUCUACUUUCCAAAGUUCUACUUCAUCUUCCGAAAGGAUAGAGUUGUACUAUCUAUGAUCAAGUUCAUUGAGGAACAAGAGACGAUAUUACAGAGGAAUAGGGAGAUACUAAAGUUCUAUGAGAUGUACUGCAAUCAGGAGGGUGAUAUCAACUUUGGCCCGAGUCAUCAUAUCUUCACACCUGAUACACCAAGUCCAAUACUUGCCAACAAUGAUAAUCAUGCUGCUGUUCAAGAUUCCGAUGAUGAUGUUCAUUAUGGAAUAACCAAUCAAGGAGAUGAUCAAGGAGAGAGUAGUGGAAGUGGAAGUGGAAGUGGAAGCGGCAAUGGUCAUGGGGACGAUGUGACAGGCUCGUCCAAGCUACCACCCAUCACAUUGUACAACGAGAACAUUCAGUAUGGGCUACCAAUGGUAAAGAUGACACCAGACACAGAGACCACCAGGCUCAACACUCCAUUGGACAAUGCAAUUGCCGCCAACACUUCAUCCUUGCAGCAACAACAACCUACCAGUCCCAAUGUCCGAAGGAGUGGCAGUCGUCGACGACAUGGACUCACCCCACUCUCGAGCUCACAGGAGAGCACUGCGCCAGGACAUUCAACUUCCCAGAUUAGAUCAAGAUCAGCUCCAACCUCACCAAUUGGUCGGACGUCCUCACAACAACAACUUCAGAAUCCAAUUCAAGCUUCAGCUUUGGCACCAACAACAACAGCUUCAGCGACAAACAUUGUUGUACAACAACAACAGGAGGAGGACGACGAAGACGAAGAUGAUCAAGAAAAGGAUAUCUUUGAGUCUUUUAAUCAACAGACGUUCUUCCAUAGCUUGGUGGAGAAGAGGAAAAAGAAGUAG